Molecule: messenger RNA, 11378 nt
Organism: Zootoca vivipara (common lizard)
Lineage: Eukaryota; Metazoa; Chordata; Lepidosauria; Squamata; Lacertidae
Gene: TMCC1
Product: transmembrane and coiled-coil domain family 1
Biological process (GO): endosomal transport; endosome fission; endosome membrane tubulation
Cellular component (GO): endomembrane system
Source: RefSeq, a predicted model, not a curated record
ACUGCUGUUCUUUCACACGCAGGAGCCCGGAUGUAACCCGACUCCUGUCAUGUGGUGUUCUUUGUUUCUCACUCUGCUUGCUUUCGGUUUUGACUGAGAGAAGAUGGCAGAAUGCUUCUGCAUCUCUCUGUAAUAAAGUAGUUUAGCAACUACAGAAUGUGUAGCAACUACAGAAUGUGUCUUCAGAUAGGUCUGUAUGAGCAUGUAAGAACCACUUCAAAGCCCCUGCAAUUAGCAUGUGAAGAGUUAAUGAACCUUGGAAAACUUCCCAAAUUGUGUUUCUGGUACCCCCUUUAAUCCUAGGCAAUCAACCCCUGUAAAAGCUUGUUUGAGGUAAUAGCCUGGGGGUAAUGAGCCAUUAGCACAACAAAUCAUCAAAGAACUAAGUGUGAGAAUGCAGAUAGUGGGGCCUCUCUCUGUGUUACAAAAGACCUGGUCUUGGGUUAGAACAUGUGGGAUAAGACCAUUCUAUGAAAAAGGCAAGGAUGUUGCUGUGUCUACCAUAUGAUACAGACAGAAACUUCCGGAGGGAGGAAGGCUGUGGGCCCUUCCAUUGUAGGCUUCAGAUUAUAUAUGUGUGUAAAUAAACCAUACAUCAUAAAGACGCCAGAGUCUGUAUCCCACAGGAAACACAGACCCUGGGUUAAAGUGUGCCUGGUACCUCUGGAAUCUCACACUGCUCAAAGAUAGGGUGACAUAUAACAAUAUUUUCAGCAUUAAGCUGCCCAGAUUCCACUUUGUUCAGAGAUGACAGAAGUGGUGCUAAUAGUCUCUAAGCAGCAGAUUUAGUAAUUCAAAACUGGAGUUCCUUAUACAAGCUACACAGUCCAUGUGCCCCAUGUUUUGACUCUGGAUUCCCAGUGGGUUAGGCCCUUGCAGUUGGACUGUGUGAUGAGUCAUGAUGAGUCACUGUUCCUUUAAUUAGGGCAUUCUUAACAGGAUUAUUACAUAGCUAGUUACACCUCUGCCUUGAUUUAUCUGUGUCUUUUGUAGAAUUUUUGAACUACAUGUUUCUACUAGGGCAUGAAUCCUCUUGCACACCAAUUGCAUCUUAAAAUGCUUCUUGAGUUCAACAGCAAGCUAGUAAGAGAAUUGCUUAAACAAAGCAUUAAGCUUUGCUAGUGUUUCUCAUAUUGUGUCAUGUGACAUAGGCUUUUAAAAUCAGUUAUGUUUGGAUCACAGACAGCUUUUAGUCUAGUCACCUGUGUAAAUUAAAAUUGCUGGAAUGAAGAAGCAUUGGUAUUACUACUAUUGCUGCGAUUAUAAUUAUUAUUUCUUCCAUUUAUAUCCCUCUAAAGGAGCCUAGGUCGGUCAACAGCAUAUCAUUAAAGCAUUCUAAAAUAAGUGACAUCCUUGGCCAAUGAUUUCAGUAACAGUAUCAAGCAUCAGAUGCCUGGGGUAAACAAUAAUGUUUUGAUAUUCCUCCUGUAAGCCAAUAAUGAAGGGAAAAGAUGUACGGUAUCUCACCAGGGAGGGCUUUCCACAAAGGGAGAACCACUGCUGAGAAGGCCCUGUCAUGAGUCAAUACUAAUGAGUUUGUCACCAGUGGUGGAACAACCAACAAGGCCUCAACAUGCAGGUUCAUAUGCUUUACAUCAGACUUCUGCAGGUUCCAAGGUGCAUGGACAACUGAGGCCAGACUAUCCCAGCUGAGGAAAAGAGGCUUAGCCCUGUGCAAAAGGCUGGUCCAGUCACAAGGGUUAUAAGGUUAUAGUUAGUGGUGUAGCUAGGUAAUCUGUUGAUCCCAGUCACAUUAAUGAGAUAUGACUGUCCUGAGAGAGAGGAAUGCCCUAGAACAGAGGUUUUCAACCUUUUUGAGUCCACAGGUCCCUUGACCAACUACAUUCUUUCUGUGGCAGCCCUGUGGGGUUCAGGAGCCCAAUUAUGUCACCCCUUGCCUGCAGAGCUGGCAGCAUCUCACCUUUUCUCGAACACUCUCCUUUGUGGAGUGUUCCCUCAGCCUCCUCUCUUCUCCAAUCUGCUUGGGAGUCAGCCGGGCAGGUCUCUGAGCUGCACCUCCCUGCCCCAAAGAGAGGUGCCUUCUCACACCAUCCCAGUCCAUUCCCAAUGGUAAGGCCUGGCAGACUGGCUGGCUGGGCUCCCUUUCCCACUCACUUGCUUACUCUGAGGCUGUUCAGCUCCUAGCAACCAGCACCCCUGACCAGCUCCAGAGCCACCAUUUGCCUGGGGAGCUUUGUAGCCCAGGGCUGCUGCAACAAACAGCUGUGCAAGCCUUUGGGAGGCAGAGAUGUGAGAGGGCAUCAGAGGAAGGGAGGGAAUGAAAGAGGGACAGAGGCCAGUGUUGCCCAUGGCACCCCUGACCACCAUUUAAGGCACCCCAGGGUGCCACAGCACACAGGUUGAAAACCACUGCCCUAGAAUAUGACAUUCCAGUUCCAAGGGGUGUCUCAUUUCAAGAGUAAGGUGUAUCCCACACUCUGCUAGCAUCACUGAGCCAUGAUCACUUCUCUGCCAAAAACAGUGGCGAAUGGAGCCGCUUGGCUGCCUAGGGUGGCAAACGCGGAGGUGCCCCCUGGGGACGGGGCGUCGUGACGCACGGCGCAUGGAGUGUGCACGUGUGGGAUGCUGCACAUGCGCAGUCAGUACACGCUGCUGCUGGCGCACGUCAGCCUGUAACAGGCUGCUGCUAGCACACAGUGCACCACCCCCGUAUGGAGUGCACAUAUGCGGGGUGCUGCACAUGCGUAGUCAGUAUGUGCUGCUGCUGGCGCACAGCAGCCUGUAAUGGGGUGCCACUCACAGGGCAGCUGGCACAGACUGUGUAUGCCUGUAUGGCGCAUGCGGGCGGAGGGGCGCCCCCCAAGUGGACCCCCCCCUGGAGCCCGGAGCAGCCCGCCCCUACCGCCCCCUUGCUACACUACUAGCCAAAGUCAAGGAGUUGAAUGCUUCAGGCUCAAUGGAAUGAGGCCAAUAAACCACUUCCCGUUUGAAAGUAGGAUGAAAGAUUGCACACGUUUUAAGGGUCCAGACUCUCAUCCAGCUUACAUUCAGUAUUGCAUUUGGUGUUUUAUUCUGGAUUGUUUUAUUUGAUGUUGUGAUGCGUUGUAAACCACAUUGAGAUUGUUUUCUUUAAAAUAUAAAGUGGUAUAAAAAUGAAGUUAAUAAUAAUGGUAGUAAUAAUAACAAUGGUGAUUAGACAUUCCAUUGUGGCAACCUAGGUUUAAGGUGCCAUUUCGCAAUUAGCUUAUAUAUUUUGAGUUUCUAACACUGAUGAGUGUGUGUAGAAACUAGACUACUGUACAAAGUUAGAAUUAACAUUCAGUGUUGCCCCUACUCUUGCCUGUGGCCCUUGAAAGGUUGGUCAGAAGGGAAUGUGGCCCUCAGGCUGACAGCGGCUCCUCACCCUUGAUGUAAAGCAUAUGAACUGCCACUGAUCUGUUGCUCCCUACCAUUAUCCUCUCAUGUCAUUAUUACCGGUAACCUAUUUUCCUCCCAGCUGAGCUCAAAAUACUGAAAAUAAGCCACCAACAGGGAGAGUUAGGGGCAUUUUCAGGAGAGUUUGGCACACACACACACUGCUUAGUUCCCCACAUAGAGCCUUCCUUGCAUUCAAGCAAUCUUGACCGAUACUUGUACUUCAAUCUAAGAGUUCAGUCAUUUAAGUUGUGGGUACUGUAUUGUGCUUCUAUGAACCUUAGCAUUAAUGUGCAGGUGCUGUUUUAAAAAUCACUUUAACAGCAGUUUUAAAUGUUCAGAUAAGACUUCUGCUAAUAGAAAUGCCAGCUUGCUAUCUAGAGUGAUCAAUACCAAAACAGUGAUAUGAACUUACCAGCAUGCUGAGUAAACAGUGUUAUGUUAAGGAUGAUGUCAGAUGAGAGGAUUUGUCAGCUGAAUUAUAUAUAUGCAUCAUAGCAGGGCACCAAUAAUUUCCGGUGGAGAUACUGAACAAUAAUCAAAAUGGUGCAGAAUAGCUGUUGGCUAGCUCAUUCAGGUGUCUUUUAAGGACCUGAUACAGUCAGUCAUAGUGUAGUUCUUAGUGAUUUCUCUCGGCUGCAUGUCAAAUAAGGUUAUUUGCUUUACUGACAUGCAGAUUUGCAAAGUACACUUGACUCUGUGUACUCAUCAUGAAUCAUGUAAGUUCUUAUACAGGGCUUGGAUUUGAGGUCUCUCUAAACACUGGACGGACAACAUUUAGUUAAAUUACAAUUGUGAAAGUGCAGAAUUCAUAGAAUCAUAGGAUUGGAAGGGACCCCAAGGGUCAUCUGGUUCAACCUCCUGCGAUGUAGGAAUCACAACUAAAUAAUCCAUGACACAUAGCCAUCCAACUUCUGUUUCAUUUCCAGACAUAUUAAUGGAUAAUAACUGCAGAGCUUUUAUCUAACAAGCAGAAUAUAAACAUGAUCACUCAAGGUGGAAUGUGCCUCAAAACAGCACUGGGUUAUCAGCUAACCCAGUUCAUUUUAUUAUUUACUUAUUUAUCAAAAAUAUGUUUAGGGUGCUUUUCUGGGCAAAUAAUCAUCCUUGUAAUCAAAUAAAAAACAACAAAUUUUUAAACUACAACUCAGCAACACUAUUUUUUUGUUUUAACAGAGCCAGAAGAAAUGUAAUUUUACCCAUCAUUAGGGAAAUGGAUAUUUCCUUUCAAGCACCAGUAAAAUCUGUCAUGCAAGUUUUGGUAAUUAAGAUUGCUUAUCAAGUUAUCCAUAGUUUAACCUCACCAGAAUAUAAGUAAUUAGAGAAUUAGAGCUCUUUUCCCAUCACAACUGAAAUAAUCUUCAGAAACUGGUCUGCAGAAUUAAUAAUAAAUUUAUGUAUAUGUCUCCCAUCUCACUGGGUUCCCCCAGCCACUUUGGGUGGCUACCGACAAAUUUAAACACAAUAUGACAUCAAACAUUUAAAAACUUCCCUUGAACAGCGCUGCCCUCAGAUGUUUUCUAAAAGUCAGAUAGUUGUUUAUUUCCUUGACAUCUGAUGGGAGGGUGUUCUACAAAGCGGUGACGAGCACCGAGAAGGCUCAUUGCCUUUUAUUCUACAAAAGGAUUCCAUAGAACUGUCCCUCUUUUAAAGUGACCACUUCCUAUGAGAAACAUUCUUUUAUAAUUUAUGUGUUUAAAAACCAUCUGUACAACAAAUACACCCAUUAUAUAUGGAUCAGAGAACAUCUAGGUCAUCUGCAGAACUUGUAUUUACAUGGGAUUUCAAAGGGAACCUUCAGGUUGGUUACUCUUGCUGCUGUAUGAAGGCAUCACCUUAUCCCUGCUCUGUCUGGGUACAGGGCAAACUCAUCAAUGCUCUUCUCUGGGCCCAAUUACAUAUGCUUCUUGUGCUUCCAACACAGCGGCACAAAGUAUAUGGGGCGGAGGGGGCUUCAGCCACUUCAAUAUUUUGGGGCACAGGACUCAGCCCCCCUCCAGUUGAGGGGGUUACCACCCCCGUCAGCCCCCCCCCCCGGUCCUGCUGGGCAAGCACUCAGUAGCUGGGCGGGACUUGCAAGGGUGCACAUCACCCUCCGUGUGCCCCAUCCCUCCCACAUUCUGGGUGCAGCUAGUAGCUAAACCCAUCAAGAAACACACAGCCAAUAAUAUUAACAGCUUUCUCUAUCUGCUAGGAUUUAAGAAAUCUGCUUUGAAUAAAUGGUGCCUGCAGUCUGCAGUUACUAUAAAAAUAAACAUUUUAAAGUGUGCUGCUCAGUUAAUCAAGGAUGCCUUUUAGUCUGUAUUGUUUCUGGCCAGUAAUCCAGAUUAUUAUUUUCCCCAAGCCCUGUGAACCAUGUUUGGCAAGUUGGUGGAGCCGUCCUCCUGUCAUUCACCUGAUGUCACAAUGAUGUGAGGUGAUCCUAUUUUGCCCACCUGAAAUCAAACUAUGCAGGCAAGGUAUCAGUGAUCAUCAGAUUGUUGGUUCUUGUGGAGUGCUUUGCAAGUUGAAAUAAUCAGCUGAUCAUUAGGGCUUUGUAGGUGUGCCUGCAAACUCCCUAUUGGCUUGAGCCAGGUCUUUGCAUGCCUAUUUCUGAUGUCAAGUGCAGGGCAGGUGGAGGUGGCUUGGCCAAAAUGGCGAGGCCUUAUGGGCCUAACUUGGUUUGCCACUGUUCCAUGGUAUGACAUGUUCAAAGCUGUGUUCCUCAAGGGCUGCCCUAGAAAAUGGUCCAGAAAAUUCAAGUGAUGCAGAAUGUAACUGAUAAGGCUAUGUGUGUAAGACCAUCUACAACCUACAUUACAGUGUUUACACUGAUUGUUAGUUUGUGUCCAAGCCCAAUUCAAGGUGCUUAUUGACUACUAAAGCCCUACAUAGGAUAAUACCUCCUCCCUCCUUGUGUGAUGUGGCUGCCUAUUAAGCAGGGCUGUCCUCAAAAUUCCAGAGAGAAAAUCACAGUGACUGGCCUGGCCUCCCCUUUAACCAUCAGUAAACUCAUUCAACUAGAUUUGGAAUGGGGAUGUCUUUUUUUCUGAGCCCUGUUUUAAAAGUCAAAGCUUAUCACAUGCCAGAUAGCACCUUUUUGGAGUCAGACUACCUCCUUCACCUUCCCUCACUUGUCUCCGAAACCUGCCCUAUAGUUGAAAUAAGGGCUAUUUGAAUGAGCUUCCAAUUAUCAAAGCUGUAAAAUGAAAUACAACUGGUAAGUUCAACGUAAAUAGUUAUUAGCUAGUGGUUAAGAGCCAAGUUUGGCAAUGCAACUUACUAUAUUGCCAUGCACUGUGACAUCAACCCAAGGCAGUUACUCCCUGGAUAAAGACACAGCACUGCUCUUGACCCAGUUUUCUGAUAUCCAAAAGCAUUUGCUAUUUGUAUAGACGGGUCAACAGGUGCACAUGCACAGAGAAACUUCCUUUUUAUUAUUUGCCACUCUGUGCACAGUUUCUCAAAAAAACGAAACUGUAAGGAGUAGAACAUUUGUCAGACUAAUUAUAGUGUCAAUUGCUACUUCUCAUGAGAAAUUUCAAACACACCUUCUGAAAUAAGUGAUUCAGACAAAAAGCCGCUUAAGAUCAUAAGCCCUGCUGGAUCACACCAAAGAGCCACCUAGUCCUGCAUCCUGUAGCCACAGUGGCUAACCAGAUGCCUAUGGCAGUGGUUUUCAACCAGUGUGCCGUGGCAUCCUGGGGUACCCUGAACCAUGGUCAAGGGUGCCGUGGGCAACACUGGCCUCUGUCCCUCUUUCCUUCCCUCCCUUCCUCUGAUGCCCUAUUAUGUCUCUACCUCCCAAAGGCUUGCAUAGAUGUUUGUGGGAACAGCUCUGGCUACAAGCUUUCCGGGGAAAUGGUGCCUCUGGGACUGGCCAGGGGGUGCUUCCCAUGCCCCUGUGGGGCAGUGUGAGGAGGUACCUCUCUUUGGGGUGGGUGGACAGCUCAGAGACCAGUGGUGGCAGCUGCAGCUGCCCAGAGGACUUCCAAGGAGAGGGUAGAAGAGAGGAGGCUGAGGAAACACUCCACAAGGGAGGGUGUUCAAAAAGGGGUGAGGGGUUGCCAGCUCUACAGGCAAGGGGUGACAUAACUGGGCUCCUGAGCCCCACAGGGGUGCCACAGAAAGAAUACGGUUGGUCAAGGGAGCCAUGAACCCAAAAAGGUUGAAAACCUUUGGCCUAUGGGAACCAGAUGCAUGCAGGAACAUGAACACAACAGAACAUUCCCCACGUGCUCCCUAGCAACUGAAAUUGAGUGGGGAUACAUGGCCAUUGUAGCAUGACAAUAGUUAUCGAAGACAAGACUAUCAAUGGCUAUCUAAAACCCUUUUAAAACCAGCCUUAUUCUUUGCAUGUUGAAUCCCGUGUAUAUAUGUGUGUGCAUUUGGGAUCAGCGACUGGUGGCUCGCUAUUCAAAUCAGAGCCCACCUGUUUUACUCCACUAUCACCACCCCAGUCCAGGAGCAAUGGUAGAGAAUAAUAUGUCUCUAGUCAAGUACUUUGCAGUAAUGCCUCAUCUUGAAGCACAUUUGACUUACACCAUUUCAACAAUAUGCAGUUGAAGGCAGGCUGGUUGAAAUUGCAGAAGUCAAGUUCCAAGCAAGGCAGAGAGCUUAAAAGCUCUUUUCACUCCACGUUGGCUUGGGGUUACAAACUCUCUGCUGGACAUGUUCUCUCUUUUCCCCUCACCUGCUAGCCACGUAAAAGCUCCAAGGGUUUGAUUAUAUAUUAUUUUUGUGUACAUGUGUAACCCUUGUAAGUGUGUCUAGUGUGCUAUGCGUUCAGUUGAGGAACUGAGAUUAUUCAGUUGAGGAACUGAGAUUAUUCAUUGCUUAUCCUGAGCAAUAAAACUGUUUACACUUGGAGAGCUCCACUUUCAGGAAGCAAUUCAGUUUUGUCAAAAAGUAGGAUUAAUAUUUACUCACAAGUUGAGAGUUUCAGUUAAAGGGCUGACUAAGGUUCCUAGCUAGUAUCACAUGGUCUAAAGUUUUUUUAAAAAAUUGAUUUCAGCUUCACAGCCAAAGAUUUAACAGAAGAGGGCAUUAAAAAGAGUAAAGUGUGAUAGCACACACAGAAACUACAUGUAAAAUGAAAGUGGCUGGCUAUGUCAAGUCUGCAAACUGCAAAGAAAACUCAAGGUCCAGGAGCAAGUGUGGCUGUCUCCCACUAGAUCAGGCAUCCCCAAACUUCGGCCCUCCAGAUGUUUUGGACUACAAUUCCCAUCUUCCCCGACCACUGAUCCUGUUAGCUAGGGAUCAUGGGAGUUGUAGGCCAAAACAUCUGGAGGGGCCACAGUUUGGGGAUGCCUGCACUAGAUUAUAGCAUGGACAGAUUUCCACCAUUCCAUACGUCUUCCACGGGUAUCAUGUUCCAUGCUUUCUGUGUCCAGUUUUUCCAUAGAAGUGUAAAAGUUUCAGAACUGCACAACACUCUUUUCAGUAGAUUUGUGUGUCUGUGUUUGUAGAUGAGCCUUGCCCAAGAGAGUGCUUUAAACUACUUCCAUUUCAGUUUUCAUUAUAAACUCUAUUUUGGUACAUCUCCAUUUAAGCCUUAUAUAUAGUACUUGGGCAGCCUUUAUCUAUAAUAGGCAUAGUGCAGUUUAUUUUUCCUACCUACAUCACCCCCUGGUGAUUGCUGCUAAUGGGACAUGCUGUCAGUAAAGAGUUGUGACCUCUCAGAGUUGUGGUACAUAAAUGUGUACAUAUUUAACUUCCUUCCAUUUUUAAAGGAGGGGAUUACUAAUACUCCCCCCCCCAAAAAAUCCUAUAGUGCUUUCAGUGUCUACACCACUUGAAUUUAUUUUAAAACUGGGUCAUGUCACUCUUAAACCGUUCUGUUCUUCAUUUUGUUUAAAUAGCUUAAUUUGCUCCAUUGGCAGAACACGCUGUGAGGUUGGUGUGGUUUAAAGAUUGCCCCUUCCUCCUCGGGUGCCUUCCACCUCAGAUGACACCUUUUGGCUCCUUUGCAUGGGUUCUCAACUAUGUGUGCUAGGUAGGGCGGAAUCAUGUUUCAUCUGCUGGCAAGUCUUUACAGCUUCCUUUGUUUUCUCUGGACUGCUUUUAAAGAAAGAAAGAUAGAGGAAGCCUGUGUGUUAAGAGUCCACAGCUCACAUGAUGUCAUGCUGUUAUUUUUCAUGAACUAAUGCCUUCCCUGUUCGGGGAGGAGCUGCUGAGUAAUUAAAUGAUUCAUUGGUUUCUGUAUUAAGCCACCUUCCUUAAGACUUCAUUUUACUGCAUGCAGCGAGUGAGUGUAGAAUAGGUUUCAGUACAGCUAUUGUAGGCAUGUUGCUCCUUUGUUCAAGUCAUGCACUGGGAACAGCUAUUGCGGCUCAGAAAAGCCAAGAUCGAGCGAUUAGAUGUAAACAGUCUAGCACAAACAUCCAGUGCAGUGGCCUCAAGCACAGAGUGCAGCAUCAACGCAGAUUCCAUUGAUGGAACGCCAGAUCCUCAGCGCACAAAAGUGGCCAUCACCCACCUGCAGCAAAAAAUACUGAAGUUGACUGAGCAGAUCAAAAUAGAGCAAACAGCUCGGGAUGACAAUGUGGCAGAAUACCUAAAACUGGCCAAUAAUGCGGACAAGCAACAGAGUGCCCGCAUCAAGCAGGUAUUUGAGAAGAAGAACCAGAAGUCAGCCCAGACAAUCCUCCAGUUGCAGAAGAAGCUAGAGCACUACCAUCGGAAGCUGCGAGAGAUCGAACAGAAUGGUAUUCCUCGACAGCCCAAAGAUGUAUUGAGGGAUAUGCACCAGGGGCUGAAAGAUGUGGGAGCAAAAGUCACUGGCUUCAGCGAAGGAGUGGUAGACAGUGUUAAGGGUGGACUUUCCAGUUUCUCCCAAGCAACCCAUUCGGCAGCAGGAGCUGUCGUCUCCAAACCCCGGGAGAUUGCCUCACUCAUUAGGAACAGGUUUGGGAGUGCAGACAAUAUUGCUAAUCUGAAGGACUCCUUGGAAGAAGGUCAAGAAGAUGGGACUGGGGGGAAAACUCUAGGUGUUCAUAAUUUUCAGUCAAGCCCAAAAUAUGGCAGUGAGGACGAUUGCUCCAGUGCCACAUCAGGCUCUGUGGGGGCCAACAGCACCACAGGGAUCCCUAUGGGAGCACCAAGCUCCAAAACGAACACUCUGGACAUGCAGAGCUCAGGGUUUGAUGCAAUACUGCAUGAGAUUCAAGAGAUCAGAGAGAUGCAAGGACGACUGGAGGAAUCUUUUGAGAACCUUAAGGUUCACUAUCAGAGGGAUUAUUCCUUGAUAAUGCAGGCUCUGCAGGAAGAAAGAUACCGAUGUGAACGGCUAGAAGAGCAGCUGAAUGACCUGACUGAGCUCCACCAGAACGAGAUCCUUAAUUUAAAGCAGGAAUUGGCCAGCAUGGAGGAAAAAAUAGCUUAUCAGUCUUAUGAACGAGCCAGAGACAUCCAGGAGGCAUUGGAGGCAUGUCAAACCAGAAUCUCAAAGAUGGAACUGCAGCAGCAACAGCAGCAAGUUGUCCAAUUGGAAGGUCUUGAAAAUGCCACUGCCAGAAACCUCCUGGGCAAACUAAUUAACAUCCUCUUGGCUGUCAUGGCCGUUCUGUUGGUCUUUGUCUCCACCGUGGCCAACUGUGUUGUCCCCCUCAUGAAAACUCGCAGCAGGACGUUCAGCACUUUAUUUAUAGUGGUCUUCAUUGCCUUUUUGUGGAAGCACUGGGACGCCAUCACUGGCUACUUGGAACGGUUCUUUUCUUCCCCUAGAUGAUGUCGAGAAGAGCUGGCUGUUGCCCUACCCACUCCGGUUUGCUCUGGCAAGUGAGCAUGGCAAAGCUUAAUCAGCCACUCCUUCCUCUGCUGAAGUUUUAAAGUGUCAGAGUGUGAAUUUGUUUACAGUUAAAAUAACAUUUUCUCUCUAUGAGACACAUUGGCAAUAGUAUUUUUUAGAUUUUAUUCAAGAGCUCUUUUUGGCAAAAAAAAAAAUCCUGGAUACUUUUUAUGUAGCAUGGUUCUCUUUGGAUGCAAAUCUUUAAGUUUCCUUAAGUGUACAAAAAUAAAACACC